AUGCCCAUAUCACAAAUGAAGACCCUGUGUUGCAAAGAAGUUAAGCCUUUUGCCUACGGUCACCCUUUCCUAGCUUUUUCUCCAACUCUGGUUCGCACACCAGUCUGGAUUUUUCAAAUGGUCCACGUACCAUGCACCGUGCACUUACCACUUGUAGUUAAUUAGUCCAGUUUUCCUAAUACUGCUCUGCAAGGUAAAAAGAUGGCCUAUCAGAAGGUCAAUGCAGAUCGAAGAGCUCCAGGACAUUCACAGUACCUAGACAAUGAUGACCUCCAAGCCACUGCCCUUGACUUAGAGUGGGACAUGGAAAAGGAACUGGAGGAGCCUGGUUUUGACCAGUUCCAGCUAGAUAGUGCUGAGAAUCAGAACCUGGAGAAUUCAGAGACUGCGGACCUCAGUCUUGAUCCCAUUCAACCAGCAACUUCACCCAAAGGAAGGUUUCAGCGACUUCAAGAAGAGUCUGACUAUGUGACCCAUUAUACAAGAUCUGCACCAAAGAGCAACCCCUGCAACUUUUGCCGCCUUUUAAAGCUAUUUUGCACAGCAAGCAUUUUAUUUAUUUCUGGAAUUUUGAUAGGCUAUUACACACAUAAAAACUGCUCUUCAAAUGCUACGUCUUCAGGAACACUUGAUCUUCAGUUACACCAAGAGAUUCUCAAGACAAUCCAAGCAGAAGAUAUUAGGAAGUCUUUCAGAAAUUUGGUACAACUGUACAAAAGUGAAAACGACAUAGAAAUUUCAAAGAAGAUUAAGACUCAGUGGACUUCUUUGGGCCUAGAAGACGUACAGUUUGUAAAUUACUCUGUGCUGCUGAACCUGCCAGGCCCUUCUCCCAGCUCAGUGACUCUAAGCAGCAGUGGCCAGUGCUUUCAUCCUAAUGGCCAGCCUUGCAGCGAAGAAGCCAGACAACAUGGCAGCCAAGAUCCGCUCUACUCAUAUGCAGCCUAUUCUGCCAGUGGAACUCUCAAGGCUGAAGUCAUUGAUGUGAGUUAUGGAAAUGCAGAUGAUUUAAAUAGGAUUAAAAAAAUGAAAAAUGUCACAAAUCAGAUUGCACUCCUGAAAUUAGGAAAACUGCCACUACUUUAUAAGCUUUCCUUAUUGGAAAAGGCUGGAUUUGGAGGUGUUCUUCUGUAUAUUGAUCCUUGUGAUUUACCAAAGACUGCAACUCUUAGCUAUGAUACCUUUAUGGUGUCACUGAAUCCAGGAGGAGACCCGUCUACACCUGGUUAUCCAAGUAUUGAUGGAAGCUUUAGACAAAACCGAUCAAACCUCACCUCUCUACUAGUGCAGCCCAUCUCAGCAUCUCUCGUUGCAAAACUCAUCUCUUCACCGAAAGAUAGAAUCACACACAGUGCCUGUAGCCCUCUAGAACUUCCAAAUAAUGAGGAAAGAAUUGUCAGCAUGCAAAUUCAGACAGUCACAAAAUUUGAAACAGUUACUAAUGUUGUUGGAUAUUUAAAGGGCUCGACAUCUCCAGACCGUUAUAUCAUAGUUGGCAGCCAUCAUCAUACCGCAUACAGUUAUAAUGGACAAGAAUGGGCCAGCAGCACUGCCGUCAUCACAGCUUUUAUCCAGGCCUUGAUGUCAAGAGUCAAGAGAGGGUGGAGACCAGACCGCACUAUUGUUUUCUGUUCAUGGGGUGGAACAGCUUUUGGAAAUAUUGGCUCCUAUGAAUGGGGAGAGGAUUUCAAGAAGGUUCUGCAGAAGAAUGUUGUGGCUUAUGUUAGUCUCCACAGUCCUGUAAGCGGUAACUCAAGUCUCUACUCUGUAGCUUCACCAUCUCUUCAGCAACUGGUAGCUGAGAAAAAUAAUUUCAACUGUUCCAGAAGAGGUCAGUGCCCAGAAACAAAUAUCAGUUCUGUACAGAUGCAAGAUGAUGCCAAUUACUUCAUCAACCAUCUUGGAGUUCCCACUGUGAGGUUUACUUAUGAGGACAUCAAAGCAUUAGAGGGUCCAAGUUUUCUCUCUGAAGGCUUUUUCCCUAAACGUGCAACAAAAAUUGAAGAAAUGGAUCCUUUUUUCAAACUUCACGAGACCAUUACCAAGCUCUCAGGAGAAGUGAUUUUACAAAUUGCCAACGAACCAGUUCUGCCCUUUAAUGCUCUCGAUAUAGCUUUAGAAGUUCAAAACAGCCUUAAAGGUGAUCAACCCAACACGCCUCAACUGCUAGCCCUGGCCUCACGCCUGCGGGAGAGCGCUGAACUCUUUCAAUCAGAUGAGAUGCGUCCUGCUAAUGACCCCAAGGAAAGAGCUCCCAUCCGUGUGCGGAUGCUGAAUGAGAUUCUCCAAGACAUGGAGAAGAGCUUCCUGGUGCAGCGGGCACCUCCAGGGUUUUACAGAAAUAUCCUGUACCACCUUGAUGGGAAGACAAGCCAGUUUUCAAUACUCCUGGAGGCUUGGGAACACUGCAAGUCACUUGCAUCAAAUGAGACCCUUCAAGAAGCCCUGUCAGAAGUAUUGAACAGCAUUAAUGCAGCUCAGGUUUACUUCAAAGCAGGACUUGAUGUGUUUGAGAGUGUCUUAGCUGGAAAGAACUGAGAAAACUCUCAGCAUUUGAAAACGUUUGUUUACAAUUCCUCAAGUGAAAGCUCUAAUCUGACUAGAUUUUCUGACAUUGAAGACUUUUUCCCUCCAAUGGCUUUUGAUAUAAGUAUAAAGCU
Globicephala melas (long-finned pilot whale) is the source of this 2660-nucleotide messenger RNA. It is a transcript of the gene NAALADL2, whose product is annotated as N-acetylated alpha-linked acidic dipeptidase like 2. The record is from RefSeq and is a predicted model, not a curated record. Lineage: Eukaryota; Metazoa; Chordata; Mammalia; Artiodactyla; Delphinidae.